AUGAAGCUACAGUAUCUAUCAACUCUUCCGCCUCAGCAGGAAGGUUCGAAUAAGAUCCGCUCCUUGGCUUGCGCUCCAAACAGUUCAAAGUUAGCUGUUGUUGAACGAGAUCGCAUAAUCACCUUACUCGACGAAAAAGAUCAUAUAUUAUCAAAUGGAUCUGCUUUUCUCCAGACUCAGGCUACGGCGAGGCUCGCCGUAGCGCAAUCGGAUAACGUGGUGUACGUUUACAGUAUAGGGAAAACAUGGCAAGUUUGCAGUUAUUUCUUUCUCUGAAA
Messenger RNA from Cylicostephanus goldi, 278 nucleotides. NCBI's taxonomy places the organism in Eukaryota, Metazoa, Nematoda, Chromadorea, Rhabditida, Strongylidae. The record is from the annotation of a GenBank genome assembly.